Fonsecaea erecta is the source of this 1194-nucleotide messenger RNA. RefSeq lists its product as hypothetical. Bases 1 to 1194 code for a protein of 397 amino acids. The record is from RefSeq and is a predicted model, not a curated record. Lineage: Eukaryota; Fungi; Ascomycota; Eurotiomycetes; Chaetothyriales; Herpotrichiellaceae. The transcript has a single exon.
AUGUUUGGCUUCCACAGAGACGCCCUGUACUGCCCGCAAAGAGUGCCUGCAGCUCGGUCAAUACAGCAAUCUCGCGCGGCACUGCACUGGAUCCUUCUAAUCGCAGAAGAGCAAAUGGCCAAGCGCAUCAAGGAACCACCAAACUCGCAUAUUCUCAAGCACUCCAUUUUGAAACGCAGAGCGAGCGGUUAUGGGAUGCUCAGGUCGCUCUUAAGCAAUGCUGACUUUGACCUGGAAACGGCCGUAUUAGCUUUACGAUAUGCGAUAUCGGCAGAGUGUUACAUGAACCACAAAGAUGCUGCCAAGGAGCACUUGCAAGCAUUGGAUGCCUUGCUGCAAAGACCGGGGGCCUUAGAAUCGUUCGUCUUCAACGCUGACCAGACGGCAUUGUCACUCUCGACCCUAAAGAGAAUGUACGUGUCUGUGCCUUGCAGAAUAAGGUCAUUCAGCGACUUUGAGACCAUCAAAACCAUGGUAUUCCUCAAGUGGAGGCGCUUGCAGGCAUGGUCGAAGCAGAACCACGCUGACUUAGUCCGUCACGCCUGCGCCACCUAUUUGACAAGCACCGAUGUCAACAACACGCCUCGAGCACCUCCACAGCAGCAGGCGACAAAUCCUGCCAUGGAGCUGCCUCUUCUCGAUCAGUACAUCACAAUCAAGAAGUCCGUACUAUUCUCGGCCUCCACUUGUGACACUAUGAAUGCGUCUUGUGAUCCCGAAUGGGUUUACACUCAUCAAGCAGGACUCUUCGGGUUGUUUUACGAUCUGAACAUGACGUUGGCAAGUUUUGGGAGGGAUAAUCUUCGGGACAGGAUCUCGUUUCUGGAAAGACUCAAAGCUGUCUUAGAUUCCAGCUCAGCAAAAUCGCUCGGAGGGACCUCCGCGCUAUCCAUUGUGGACUGGGUUCGCGAGCAAUGCUACAGUGACUUCUUCAAGAAAGAGGAAGCGAUCUGCAAGGAAAUUGAUCUUUGCACCUAUGAGAUGAAUGGUUUUAAGAUUUUUGCGUUACUGGAUAUCAAUCAGCGAAUCCGUCUAACGGCAGCGUUACGGGCUUGGUUGCUUAUCGACAUCAGCGUCGACAUCGACAUGGAGAAGGAAGACUUGGAGGAAGCGGAAUAUGACUCGAUGGAAGAACAAGUCACCAGGGCUUGGUGGAACGAACAGCUGACGCCGAACUCGUCGCCGUCGCCUUGA